UUUUAUUUUGCUGCUGGCCACUCAGGCUUAAACCUCAAGACAGAUUCAGCUCUGCCUGCAGUGCAGAGUCAGCUUAGUGGGAGGACUGUGAACUGCCCAAAAAUACAGUCAGACACCAGAGCUACUAAAGUAGGCUUUAAUAACUGACUAAGAGGACAUCAAGUACAUGCGAGGAGGUGAAACCAGUUUGAACUUUCCUGAUGGCUCCUUUCGGUCGGUUGGUCCUGCUGCUACAGCUCCUCAGCUGCAUAUCAGCUGGUCUGGCCUGCUUUUGUGAGCACUACCCCUGGGGAUCCUGGUCUGCCUGCUCCAGAACCUGCAACCACGGUACACAGCACAGACAGAGGAACUUUCGGUAUGAUGAUUAUUACUGGAAGAACAGCUGCCAUCAGCUGUGUAAGGGACACGACAGCAGAGCUUGUAACGAGCAGAGCUGUCCCAUCAACUGCCUGCUGACAGACUUUGGGCCUUGGUCGGAAUGCUCACCCUGCGCCAAGAAACAGUUUCGGACGCGGUCUGUCCAGAGGCCAUCCCAGUUUGGUGGGUCGGCCUGCAGUCCGGAGCUGACAGAGGAGAGACCCUGUUACCCCUCCACAGAGUGCAAGUUACCCACCAUUGACUGCAGAGAUGACUUUAAGUGUGACAAUGGACGCUGCAUCAACUCGACACUGACAUGCAACAGGCAAAACGACUGUGGAGAUAACUCUGAUGAGAGAGACUGUGUUGACUUCAAAAUUGUGUGUCCGGCAGAGAAGAGAGUGGCCCCCGGGGCUGACCUGGUGGGAAAUGGGUUUGAUGCUCUAGCAGAGGAGCCGAGGGGAGCGGUACUGGACAACAUGUUUAUGGGAGGAAUUUGCAACUUGAAGAGACCUCGGAGCACGCUGCUCUACCACCGCAUCCCCCACAACUUUGAGAGCUUUGACAUUAAGGUUGGAGUGCUGGAGGACUUCAGCACCGAGCCCCAGCCACUGCACAGCGAGUCCAUUGAUGUGAAGAGCUCUUCUUCGUCUGAAAGCAGUGACGGACAUCAAGGAAGCUUUUUCCUCCCCUUCAUUUUCUUCCCCAUUUUCUUCUACAAUGGGAGGUAUAGGACGCAAAUCACCUCCAACAACGAGGCUUUUGAAGCUUCAAAAAAAAUUGACUCCAAGUUUUUCCGGGUGCACCAGGUUCUGCCAGUUUCCAAAUUCAAGGUGAGGGAGCCAGAAGACCUUGUCCUGUCUCAGCCUUUCCUCCAGUUCCUUCAUGCUCUCCCUCUCGAGUACAACUAUGCCCUCUACAGGGACAUCUUCCAGCGCUUUGGGACACACUACUACAGCUCAGGGGUACUGGGAGGUAUCUAUGACCUGUUGUACCAGUACAGCCGAGAGGAACUCACAAGUUCAGGUCAGACAGAAGAGCACAUCACAGGCUGCCUGAGGCGAGACACCACCUGGAGCAUCAUCCUUUACAGUGAACAUAGCAGUGUGACCCGAUGCUCUGACGACAGGAUGACUGAGAAAUAUCACGGUUCAUACAUUCAGGCAGCUGAGAAAUCUUUCUCUAUGGUGAGUGGAGGUCGAACCAGAGAGGCAGCAGCUUUGGCCUGGGAGAGGCAGGGCCCAGCUCCGGACCGAACUUCCUACAAGAACUGGGCCAAGUCUGUUCUUGACAACCCUGUUGUGGCUGAGAGCAAGGCGCUUCCUAUCAUAGAUCUGGUUCGGGGGAUCCCAUGUGCUGCCACAAAGAGGAGACACCUGAGGAAGGCCCUGCUGCAGUACCUGGAUGAAUUUGAUACCUGCAAAUGUGCUCCCUGCCCCAACAACGCCAGGCCAGUUCUCUCUGGCACAGAGUGCAAAUGUGUUUGCCAAACAGGCACAUUUGGAACUAACUGUGAAAAACGAGCUCCUGACUACACUUCAGAGGCAGUGGAUGGUUACUGGAGCUGCUGGGGGCCGUGGAGUAGUUGUGGAGCGUCAAUGAAGAGACAUCGAACGAGGAGUUGUGAUAACCCUGCUCCCCUUAGAGGAGGCAAACCCUGCACGGACGCAAGCAGGCAAGAGGAUCCAUGUCACAUCUCCAUCUUCCAAAGACAGGAGACCUGUGACAACGAUAACGAUUUCACUGUGGGCUGGAGAGACGAGCUGCCUCCUGGUGUGCAGGGCUGUCUUCGGCCACAGAAGCCAGCCUACAGCUUCCUCCGGAAAUCAAAGCAGUAUUAUAACUUUGGUGAGGAUGAGGAGUUCCAGUGCUUCACUGGAUUUGACCUGGAGGGUUUUCAGUUCAUCAACUGUCUUCCUGAUGGGACUUGGAGUCAGCCGAAUGGAAGAUGCGUCAGGAAAGUAUGCCUUCCUCCUGAAAUCCCUGACAGCAUGGUGCUGGUCCCCAGCAAAGAUGAGUACAAAGUAGGGGAAUCAUUGGGAUUAAACUGUAAGGAGACUCGCCUUUUUCCACUGCCAAAAGGCUUCUACAAAUGCGGCAACAGUCUUACCUGGGAGCCUCCAUUGCCUGCUGACCUGCGCUGCUCUGAUGAGGAGCCGUUUGUGCCCGAUGGUCAGUGUCGUCCAGGUGAGAUACGACAAGGCUCUCAGUGUGUCUGUAUUCAACGAGAGAGCUGCCUUUCACAACCGGAGAAUCUCUGUAUCCUGAAUGUUGACAUCGGUGCUGCCGUGCCAAUGUCCCUGUGCUCCUUCCAUGCUGGGCGUUGCCACCAUGAUCCGCUCUUCUUUGUUAGCGAGGGUGCGUGUGAUGCAGCUGAUUCAGCCAAAGUGGAGUGGGCCAAGUUCAGAGCCGCAAUGUCCACAAAGAGCUCUGUUCAGGAACCCUGCGAUCUCGAUACCUGUUACGAGUGGGAGACCUGCUCUGCCUCUAAGAAGUGUGAAUGCAAAGCUGCUCGGGACUGCGCCAGAGUUGAAAAGCACAUGUUCUGUGUGAAGCUCACCAGGACCCAGAGGACUCGAAGUUUGGACCUUUGUUCUAUGGCCGCCCUCAAAUGUGCUAGCUAUCAGUUUGAGAUUGUCAAUGAAGGGGUUUGUGAGUCCAGAUGAUCCUCCUAAAUCUUCCCUGUGCAGUUUAAACUCAAGCUCUGAAUUCAUCUAACAGUAGUAUGUUUAGAAAUAUUCAAACACUGCUGGAAAGAGUAAAAUGAUAACAUGGUUUAAAACACACUAACAGUCAACUAGAAAAUUGUUGUUUCUUUUUCAGCUGCAUGGUGCACUAGAACCAGUAAGUUAGAGACAUUAGCACAUCUUUUACUAUGUUAUUAUUUUAAAAAAUCAGAUCAUAUUGAAGGAAAACUAGACUGGAAAGCAGCUGUACUGGGGUUCAAGCACUCUACGCAACUCAGAACCAUAGACAACUUAUGGGUGUGAAAAGUGAAGCCAAUGCUGAAGUGCCUUUAACCUGCAUUCUUUCUAAUGGCCAGCAGAGGGUGACUGCACUUUUCAAGCUCAAGUGCUGUGACUACUGUGUUAUAGACAAACCACUGCUAAAGAAUGUCCUCAGGUUCUCAGUCAGAGUCAAUCAUAAUAGAGGCGUUGCAGUGUAUGUUCUCCCCAACUCCACCACAUUAUUCAAACAUUCACCAUGCAAAUGAGAACUUAUUUUGUUGUGUAUGUUUGGAUUUUCACCAAAUUUGGGACGACAAUACUAGAUUACAGGAUUAUUGGAUCUGAUACCAAAAUGCCCCUUAAUGUCAGAUUUGUGCCAAAUUUGGUGACAUUUCCACAUGGGGAUGUUCAUAUCAUAUUUGUGACAUCUGGAGAAUGGAUUGGUGACCUGAAGCUAAAAAAUAUUAUUGAAUAUUGAAAAGUGUGUGAUGGCAUAAUCUAUUAUUGGAAUACAUACAGAAUUUAAAACUUAAAUCUUGGAGUACAAACUGGAUAAACAUACAAGAUUUGGUGACAUUUGAACGACUAUUUGACAUUAAUUAAUAGAAAAAAUAUGUUGCAGUGCCGAAUGUGUUGGCUUUGUAAUAAUUCUGGCUUUAAAAAUCUGAAGCACAUUGAGGGUUCUACACAUAUGUGUAUAUGCCAUUUGGAGAUUUUAUUGGUGACAUGUUUUUCCAAAACAUUGCACCAUACAAACAAAAAUCAACACAGAACAAUAAUAUCAUUUCAUUGGUUUUUUUUUUUGUAUAUUUUGACACCAAAUUUAUCAAAAGUGUGUUUCACAUAUUUUGCAAAACAGUUUUUGUUUCUGCACUCCUAUUUAGCAGGCUAAUAACAAAGACAAUUUCGUGACAGCAGAGAAGUCUUGUGGUUACUGCAGAAAGAAAGCACACUCACAUACACAACACACUCACAUAACAUAUAUUUUCCAGUCAAGACUGUGAUGUUGAAAAUUGUUUUUAACCUGAACUGCUCUUAUUUUAAGCAUGUUUCACUGACUCACUCCCUAAUACAAUAAAUCAAACCAUAUGUUUAUUGCUGACCCAAUGUGACCUUUUUUUUUUUUUUAGCAAAGGCAACAGACAUCAGUCAGUGAUGUCUAAUUACAGGCAUAGAGUGGAAUAUUUACACUUGUUUAACAUGCUUCACAUGUAAUAAUAAAAACAUAAUAAUAUA
This is a messenger RNA of Scatophagus argus, 4541 nucleotides long. RefSeq names its product complement component C6-like. Bases 201 to 3023 code for a protein of 940 amino acids. Gene Ontology annotation, biological process: immune response. The record is from RefSeq and is a predicted model, not a curated record. Lineage: Eukaryota; Metazoa; Chordata; Actinopteri; Scatophagidae. Gene Ontology annotation, cellular component: membrane attack complex. Gene Ontology annotation, molecular function: protein binding. The transcript has 18 exons.